AUGGCAAACCCGAAGGCCUGUGCCUGUUUUCUUUUCCUUUCCCUUCUCUUGUUUUUUUCUUUGUCUAUAGCGUUAACUGAUGGCGAGGUAGCAUAUAUUGUCCGCCGCCAGCUUUUGACUCUCCCUGAGGAUGGAGACUUUUCCGUUGAUAUGUCAUUUGAGUUCGAUGUCAAUAUCAAUAUCAACUUUGAGAAUUCAAAGCUAAGACAAGCUUAUAUUGGCCUCCAGGCGUGGAAGAAAGCCAUCUAUUCUGAUCCAUUAAAAUUUACGGCUAAUUGGGAUGGCCCUGAUGUCUGCGCCUACACGGGUGUAUUCUGUGCACCUGCGCUAGACGAUCCCAAAACAACCGUGGUUGCUGGUGUCGAUUUGAAUCAUGCCAACAUUGCAGGACAUCUCCCUGUUGACAUCGGGCUUCUAGCCGAUGUUAGCCUUAUUCAUCUGAAUUCCAACAGGUUUUGUGGAAUAAUUCCAAAGAGCAUCUCUAAAUUAAAACUUCUUUACGAGCUCGAUGUUAGUAACAAUCAUUUCGUUGGAUCUUUCCCUAAGUUUGUCUUGGAUUUACCCACUCUCAAAUACCUCGAUAUAAGGUACAAUGAUUUUGAAGGGGCUUUGCCUCCCGAACUCUUCCACAAGGACCUUGAUGCUAUUUUUGUUAACAACAACCGAUUCCACUCCAACAUCCCCGAAAGCUUUGGCAAUUCCCCAGCGUCAGUAAUUGUGAUUGCCAAUAACAAAUUCACUGGAUGCAUUCCAACCAGCAUUGGCAAAAUGGGUAACACAAUGGAGGAGGUUCUUUUCUCGAACAAUGUUUUCUCCGGUUGCUUGCCCGAGGAAAUUACACUAUUGAAUGGCACAAUCAUUAUUGACUUAAGCAGCAACAAGUUAAUUGGAGACCUGCCUGAAGGUUUGGAGUAUCUGCAGCAAGUAGAAACCUUAGAAAUUUCAAACAACAUGUUCAGAGGAAAUGUCCCUGAAACAGUUUGCAGCUUACCAAAUUUGAAGAAUUUCUCGUUCUCUUCCAACUACUUUACGGCCAAGGAUCCAAUGUGCGAACCCAAUGCAGUGCAAGACCUUUGCGUGGAUGACAAAAAUAAUUGUUUCCCAGGAAAGAACCAAAGAUCGGAAAAGGUAUGCAAGGCUGCCUUGAGUUGGCCUGUGAAUUGCACUGCUACAGGCUGCAGACCUUCAAACCCAGGCAUUGGUUCAAAGCCCCCACAUGAACCAACUCCAUCGCCAAAGCCUGCAGCUCCGCCAAGGUAUAAGCCUGUCCCACCACAGGAGAAACCUCCUUCCACCCCAUCGGCACCAAAACCACAGUUACCAAAGCCCGAGACACCAAAGGUUUCGCCUUCUUCACCAUCCCCGCCAAGUCCUAAACCAAAGCCUCCACAACCACCAAAGGCUUCUUCUCCACCUUCCACCACCAAACCCCCACCAGUUGCCUCACCCCCUCCACCUCCACAAGUUCUGUCUCCACCACCGCCAAGUCCAAAAUCAAAGCCUCCACAACCACCAAAGGCUUCUUCUCCACCCCCACCAAGUCCAAAACCAGUUCCAACACCAAAACCUUCUAAGCCAUCUCCCUCACCAGCACCUUCUAAGUCGGUGAAACAGAAUCCACCACCAUCAAAUUCCACCCCAUCACCCCAAGCACCAGUUUCCUCGUCACCUCCUGUUCAAUCAAUGGCUCCACCACUAGUUGUCCACUCGCCAAGUCCAACCCCAGUAUUAGCUCCAACACCCAAACCUUCUAAGCCAAAUCACUCACCAGCACCUGCUCCAGACCCAGUAAAAUCAAUUCCACCACCACAGAAUUCCCCGCCAUUACCCUCACCACCUGUUCAGUCGCCACCACCUCCAGUCCACUCAGCACCUCCACCUGUUUUCUCCCCACCACCUCCUGCCCAUUCUCCACCUCCACCAGUUUCCUCCCCACCACCUCCUGUCCACUCACCCCCUCCGCCAGUUUCUUCACCCCCUCCACCAGUUUCCUCCGCACCACCAGUCCACUCACCACCUCCACCUGUUUUAACCCCACCACCAGCCCAUUCGCCACCUCCACCAGUUUUCUCCCCGCCACAGCCACCACCACCACCACCACCACAACCGACUCUAGUCUUGUCUCCUCCAAUGCAGUCUCCGCCACCCCCAGCUCCUGUGGAGUCGUCACCACCAACCACAUUUGACGACACCCCGCUCCCACCAAAUUUGGGCUUCCAGUACGCAUCCCCACCGCCACCAAUUUUCCCGGGCUAUUAA
Messenger RNA from Fraxinus pennsylvanica, 2259 nucleotides. Lineage: Eukaryota; Viridiplantae; Streptophyta; Magnoliopsida; Lamiales; Oleaceae. The record is from the annotation of a GenBank genome assembly.